Acaromyces ingoldii is the source of this 1099-nucleotide messenger RNA. Its product is annotated as putative mitochondrial porin. Gene Ontology annotation, cellular component: mitochondrial outer membrane. Lineage: Eukaryota; Fungi; Basidiomycota; Exobasidiomycetes; Exobasidiales; Cryptobasidiaceae. Gene Ontology annotation, molecular function: voltage-gated monoatomic anion channel activity. The transcript is spliced from 2 exons. Bases 59 to 943 code for a protein of 294 amino acids. Gene Ontology annotation, biological process: monoatomic anion transmembrane transport. The record is from RefSeq and is a predicted model, not a curated record.
UCCGACGUUUCUUCAGCCUUGCUGAUCAACUCUCCUUCCUCCAUCACUCCUUGACAACAUGAGCAUUCCCUCGCAGCCCGUUCCCCCUAGCUGGAAGGACCUUGGCAAGGCCGCCAGCGACCUGCUCGGCAAGGACUACCCCAUCCAUGGCUCGACGCUCGAGGUCAAGACCAAGACGCCCAACAAUGUCACCUUCCGCGUCCUUGGCAUGCGCGACUCCAAGACGGACAAGAUCAACGGCGACCUCGAGGCCAAGUGGGCCGACAAGAAGAGCGGCACCACGCUGACCCAGGCCUGGUCGACGUCCAACGUGCUGCGCAACCACGUCGAGCUCGAGAACCACAUCGCAAAGGGCCUCAAGCUCGAGCUCAUCACGACGCUCAUCCCUGACAAGCAGUCCAAGAACGCCGUCGUGGCCAGCACGUACAAGCAGCCCGGUGUCCACACGAGGCAGCACCUCGACCUGUUCAAGGGCCCCACCGUCACUGCCGACGCCGUCCUGGGCCGCGACGGCUUCCUGCUCGGUGGUGAGGCGUCGUACGACGUCAAGGACGGAAAGCUGUCCAAGUACAACCUCGCCGCUGGCUUCCACGCGCCCGAGUACGCCGUCACCCUGCACGCGCUCGGCAACCUGAGCCUGUACACGGCCAGCUACUACCACCGGGUCAACCCCGACAUUGAGACGAGCGCCAGGGCCACGUACGACACCAAGGGACCCGCCAGCGCCGUCAACCUCGAGGUCGGCACCAAGACCUACCUCGACAACGCCGCCUUUGUCAAGGCCAAGAUCAACAACGCCGGUAUCCUCUGCCUCGGCUACACCCAGGCCCUGCGCCCCGGCGUCAAGGCCUCGCUCGGCCUGGCCCUCGACACUGUCAAGCUGUCGGACAGCAACGGUGCCAACGCCCACAAGGUCGGCGCCUCGAUGGUCUUUGAGGCCUAAAGAGAAGGGGAAUAAAAGAGUCACUGGCCCCCCGGAAAGCUGUAUAGUCGUAGAGGAGACCAAGCCGUGGUCCGCGGUCUCGUCGUCCUACCCUGUUUGGGGCAGACCCAGGUCGCGCAUACGCUCCCCCUUAAUUGAUGAUGAAAUGCUUUGCGG